AUGCAUACUCUCCCAUCCCCAAAGGGUGUAGCCCCCACUACGGGAUCGCGACGGCAGGACGAGGUGGCGGACCCAAAGCCGUCAGGCAGUGAUCUGGGCAAUGCAACAUUAGCGAGCCAGCCAACAAGUGUGAAACGGCGGGACUUGGGCCUGACAAAAGAAGACACGGAGGAUGGCCUGGAUGAAUCUCAGCCCAGUCAAGACCAAGGCUGGGAGAAACACCCAGUAGCUAAGAAGAAACGCGUCCGCGCAGAGCUCAAUGCCUUCAGUGGAGAACAUGCCCCAUCUGCUCAUCCAACUGGUCUUGCUGGGCAGGAGUUGGCUGUUGGCAGUUUGUCUGGAGCGGGGUUGCAAGAGGUCCGCCGUGCCCGUAAAGAGUUGGAUGGUAUUGAAGCUGGCAAAGAUCAUGGGUCUCAAGAGCUGCAUCAACAUCUGGUUGGACUCGCAGGUGGGGUUCAUGUCAAACACACAGGCCCAUACCAUCCUUGA
This is a messenger RNA of Puccinia triticina, 489 nucleotides long. RefSeq lists its product as uncharacterized. Bases 1 to 489 code for a protein of 162 amino acids. The record is from RefSeq and is a predicted model, not a curated record. Lineage: Eukaryota; Fungi; Basidiomycota; Pucciniomycetes; Pucciniales; Pucciniaceae. The transcript has 2 exons.